GCGCCGGCGGCCGAGCGAGCGGGGCCGCGCGCCACGGGCGGAGCGCGGCGGCGGCGAGCGGAGCGCUCCCGGCCGGCAGCGGCCUCCGCCGACCGUCGCGCCUCCCGCUGGCACCGAGUGAAGAUGACAUGCGGAAUUUUUCUAAGCAGUGGAUGCGUGUGCACUUAAUGGAAUCUUCUCCCUCAAUGUUGAGGAUAUAUUGGCUUGCAGGAUGGAAGAACUGUAACUGAAGAAGAGACAGAGACAAGCUCUUUCAGCAUGGAGACUGUUUUGGUUGAUGGAGAACUUGAUAGAAAUUCAAAGUCGCUGUGUGGUCUCGGGUGACCAGUUGCCCCGUGCUGGGGUGUCAUGUUGUACCUCGGACAGGACAGCUCCGGAGGCAGGCAGUGAGACACGACCUGCUGCUGGGCUUUUCCCUCUGUGUCUUCACUGUCAUCAUGGUGAUAUCAGAGACUCUCAUGGACCAGCAACAGUGGUAACAAACAGUGAUGAAUCGCACCUUUUAACCCCAGGAAAGAUGAACCAGCGCCAGGGGAAAGAAGCCUAUUUUACUCCAACCAAAGAGCAACUCCAGCCAUCUCUCAGCCCAGGAACAGUUCACAGCCAUGGUUUUGACAAAGGGAAGGACGAUGUGUCACAAAGUAAAGAGGAUACGGCACAUUCUAUAUCAAAAAGCAAGUCUGAAUCCAAACUUUUCAAUGGCUCGGAGAAGGACAUCUCUUUGUCUUCAAGCAAGCUUACGAAAAAGGAAUCUCUCAAGGUUCAAAAGAAAAAUUACAGGGAAGAGAAGAAGAGAGCUACAAAAGAAUUACUUAGCACUAUCACAGACCCAUCAGUUAUUGUUAUGGCUGACUGGCUGAAGAUUCGUGGUACCUUGAAAAGCUGGACCAAGCUGUGGUGUGUACUAAAACCAGGAGUCUUGCUUAUUUACAAAACUCCCAAAAAUGGCCAGUGGGUAGGAACAGUGCUCCUGAACGCUUGUGAACUCAUUGAGAGGCCUUCUAAAAAAGAUGGCUUUUGUUUCAAACUUUUUCAUCCUUUGGAGCAGUCCAUAUGGGCUGUAAAGGGUCCAAAAGGUGAAGCAGUUGGUUCUAUAACUCAGCCAUUACCCAGCAGCUAUUUGAUCAUCCGAGCUGCUUCAGAGUCAGAUGGCAGGUGUUGGAUGGAUGCUUUGGAAUUGGCUUUGAAAUGUUCAAGUCUGCUUAAACGUACAAUGAUUAGGGAAGGUAAAGAACAUGAUUUGAACUCUUCAGCAGACAGCACGCAUGUCUCUCUCUAUGGUCUGCUUCGUGCUAACAACUUACACAGUGGAGAAAACUUCCCGUUAAAUGACAGUGAAAUUGAAAGGCAUCAAUUUAAAGAUCCAGACAUGUACUCUGACAAAUCUGAUAAGGAAAAUGAUCAUGAUCAUGAUGAAUCUGAUAACGAUGGAUUGGGCAAAAGCGAAGAAAGCGACAGUGACACAUCAGAGCGACAGGAUGAUUCUUAUGUCGAUCCUGAACCGAUUGAUGUUAAGGAAACUACUUAUUUAGAACAGAGUCAUGAAGAGCUUGGGGAGGCCGGGGAGGCUGCUCAGACAGAAGUAGUGUCAGAAGAAAACAAAAGUCUGAUCUGGACACUGCUGAAGCAAGUCCGUCCAGGAAUGGACCUGUCCAAAGUUGUGUUGCCUACUUUUAUCUUGGAACCUCGUUCCUUCCUGGACAAGCUGUCUGAUUACUACUACCAUGCAGACUUUUUGUCAGAAGCUGCUCUUGAAGAGAAUGCUUACAACCGUAUGAAGAAAGUAGUGAAGUGGUAUUUGUCAGGAUUCUACAAAAAGCCAAAGGGACUUAAAAAACCCUACAAUCCUAUACUUGGUGAGACUUUCCGCUGCAUGUGGAUUCAUCCAAGGACGAAUAGCAAGACUUUUUACAUUGCAGAACAGGUAUCUCAUCAUCCUCCAAUAUCUGCCUUCUACGUUAGCAACCGCAAGGAUGGGUUUUGCCUUAGUGGUAGCAUUCUGGCCAAGUCCAAGUUCUACGGGAAUUCGCUAUCUGCCAUACUAGAUGGAGAAGGACGGCUAACAUUCCUAAAUAGGGGAGAAGAUUAUGUAAUGACUAUGCCAUACGCUCAUUGUAAAGGAAUUCUUUAUGGCACAAUGACUUUAGAGCUUGGGGGAACUGUCAACAUCACCUGUGAAAAAACUGGCUACAGUGCAACCAUUGAAUUCAAGCUCAAGCCAUUUUUGGGUAACAAUGACAGUGUUAAUCAAAUAUCAGGGAAAAUUAAGCUUGGCAAAGAAGUUCUGGCUAUUUUGGAGGGUCACUGGGACAGUGAAGUUACCAUUAGUGACAAAAAGACAGAUGUUUCGGAGACCUUCUGGAACCCAACAUCUGAUAUCAAGCAGCGCAGGUUACUUAGAUACACAGUGAAGUUUGAAGAGCAAGGUGACUUUGAGUCAGAGAAGCUUUGGCAACAAGUGACUCGAGCAAUAAAUAACAAAGACCAAACAGAAGCUACUCAAGAGAAAUAUGUUCUGGAAGAAGCUCAGAGGAAGGGUGCCAAAGAGAGGAAACUUAAAGGUGAAGAGUGGACAUGCAAACUGUUUGAUCAGGAUUCAGUCACAGGGGAAUGGCACUACAAAUAUGCAGAUACCAGACCAUGGGACCCUUUGAAUGAUAUGAUCCAAUUUGAAAAAGAUGGUGCCAUCCAAACAAAAGUUCGACAUCGGACACCAAUGGUUAGUGUUCCAAAAAUCAAACGAAAACCAGCUGGUCAGCAGAAGAAAGGGGAGUGUGGUUUCUCGUCCCCUGAGCCUGAUAAUCAGGAUUCCUCUGGAAGUGAAGCACAACUUCUGAAGCAUAAUACAAGAAUAAGGAAAAAAGGGGCAGACCUUGGUGAACUGCAAAGUGCAAUUGAAUCUAUAAAGGAAACGCAAGAAGAUAUUAAGAGGGACAUUAUGGCUCUACGAAAUCGAGUCAUUUCUAAUUCACCACCUGUGGACAGCCAUUUUUUGCAGCUUAAGCACUGUAUCCUCAUUUUACUCAUGAUUCUGCUACAGCUUGUCAUUAAUAUCUUGUUCAAAUAGGAAGUGUGAACAAGGGCCUUUCUGAACUGGAAUGAUCAAACUCUUACUGGGGACCAUAUUUUAAGUUGGACUAAAUGAUGCAAUAUUAUCUCAAAGAGCCCUGUAGCAACAACUUACAGAACUUUGCGUCUGAGUGCAUGGUUCAGUCGUACUCCCGUCUACCCAGUUGAAGUAAGAAUUGUGCAAGUGCCAGUACACUCUUGUUCCUGGUGUGUGCCUCUUUCUCCGUCUCAGACAUGCAACAUCAGCCUUGUGUUUUAUUGUUUGUCAUACACUGUAUUGAUAAAUCUUCACUAUGGAAUAGCUCAAAUUCAAAAAUUCAGAGGUCAGCCCCUAUUAGUAGGGCAUGUUUCCUAUUUUGGUAGAAUAAUCAACAAGCAGAGUUUGUUACUUUGUUCUAAAACCAGUAAGUUUAAAUGUAACUUUUGAAGUAGCAUUCUUACUGACAUUAUUUGUAAUGGGUGUUGAGGUAACACUGGGUGGUUGGAGGUAAACUGUUUAAGGUCAAACAAAUAUAUUACUAUAGAAAGCUCAUAAGUGCUGGAAACUGGCAAGUAAAGAGCUGAAGUCUUUGAGACCUUUGCAAUUGAAUGUCCCCAAUUUGUUUGCAGAAGUAUGACAGUUUUUAUUCUGAAUUAUGACAAGGGCUUAUAAGCCAGUGGUUUUAUUUUUACAAUUUUUAAAACGUAAGUUUCUUCAUAAAAGCAUUCCUCCAUCUAGUAUACAGAACAUGUUUUUAACAAUGCAGCAGCCAAGAAGGUACUGUCUUGGUCCACGCAUGCUUAAGAGUUGCAAAUGUCAAGGAUUUACAGUAUAUUUGUAAGUUUUGAUAAACCGGCAGCUUUGAAUUUACUGUUGUGUAUGGCCACUUCACAGUCAGAAGACAGACUGCUGAUAUCAGGGACUCUUUCUUAUUUCUGAAAUAAAAUGUUAACACACAAAGUUAGGUUUAGUAUGUAGCUUGAGUUGAAUCUUCCAAAGGAGAGACUAUGCAGAACAUAAUUCAGCCGAACAGUCAACAGUUGACUUGCAAAUGAAAAUGUGUGUUUCCAAGGGGAAAGGCUUCAGAAAUAUUGGGAUGACUAAGAACACACAUACAUAUAAAACAAAUGAGAAUGAAACCCUAAGUCUCUUUUUAAAUUCCUCCUUACUGCAACAUAUACUGUGUAACUUACUACCCUGAUGCACCUAUUCAUUAUUCUGUAGAUUAAUUAUAAAGCUUAAAUUUUGAUUUAGAACCAGGGUUUUGAACAUAUUUUGAUUUGAAGAAAUAUAUGCAUGUAUACAGCUUGCAAAACUUCAGCAAAAUAAUUUAGUGCUAGUAUUUGUCUGGUGAGUUCCUAAUGCCAGUUAAGCCUUUCCACCUUUGUAUCAAGUUAAAAAGGGACUGGAAUAAUGUAAACAUACCUUCAGUAGCCCAAAUGAGACAGUAGGGGAUGAUGAGAGGCACGAUAUAAAGGGCAGCCAAGUUUGUUUUCAGAGGAUCCUCUCAGAAAUCAAAUGUAUGCUGGGCAAUGCAACAGUUCAGAUGUCACUUUUGGCUUUUUGCCAUGGGUUGGUUAUUCCUCUGUGGCACCUGAGCUUAUGUUCGGGCAGCCUCCCUCUCUCUUAAACUAAGCUAACAUGAGGAGACUGCAAAGUUGGCUUGAGGGUAGCCACUGUCACCCUUGUAAGUCCAGUUUUGCAUCCGUCUCGCCUAGUAUUUAGUGAAAAUACCAUUUACUUACUGUCAGUCCAGCUCAAAUGUUCCUGUGGCUGACAUCUUCACUGCACCUCCACUUCCAUUUUUUCUUUGGGCCUCAGCUCUGUAAGAGUUUAUUACUGAAGUGGUCAAUGGUAGCUUGUUUUGUUUACUACUUACAGCUUCGUAUUACUAUAGUUUGGUCUUGUUUCAUUUUCUGGAACAUGGUAGCUUAACCAAACAGAGUGGUCUUGUGUAAGUGGGCAUGACCAAACUUGAUUGGUCUAUAGCUGAUGAGGCAAAGUUUGUGAAUGUAGAAGGGCCCUCAUUAUAUUAAAAAAAAAAAAGAAAAAAAAGAGAGAGAAAGAUCCCUAAGUUAAGUCCCUAACAGCAGAACUUGAAGUUGUUAGCAGUAUAAAAGAUGGCAUAAUGAAAAGGAAAGCAGAGUAUUCUAAUAUGAAUUUAAAGCUCUCAGCACUUAAUUAGAUCAUUCAUUAUAUCAUUCAAAUGUCAAAAUUUUACCUCUUUUAGGAUCUGUUACAGGUCCCUAAGUGUACUUUGUACAUGGGAGGGAUACAUAAGGAUAUGAGGGAGGUAAAAAUAAAUUAAGAAUUUGGGCAAUAGCUUAAAUCCCCUAAAAGAGUAGUCUGCUAAAUUUUUGCUGCUGAAGCUCGUGACUGAUAGUUAAAAAUAUUUUAUCUCCCUUGUAAAUAGAAAUGUCCUUCUGUCCCUUCAUGUUGGUUUUAAUCACUUCUAUUCAAGGUCAGUUAAUAACCCAGUCUGGAUGUAAUUUUACAAGAACUAGAUGGUAUUUUCCUUUUCCACUUCAUUUGUAAGUUAUGUUCUACACAGUCAAAACUUUUUGAAGUAAAAGCUGCAGACUUCUGCUUUGACUGAAUGAUUACUGAAAUACUAAAAAGCACAUUUAAAGGUGGGUAAUUCCUAUUUUGCUGGGUUUUGUAUAAUGCUUCUUCAUGUGAAUGGAACUAAGGAAUUUCUUGCCUGUUUUUUUUUAUAGUACAGCUGGUUGCAGGUCUUGUUUAUGAAGCCUUUUCUCUAGCACAUCCCCAUUGUCCUAUUUUACCGUGAUGUGUAGCUGAUCUUGAAUAUUACUUACCUAAGACCUAACUAUGCUCAUAGUCAUAAAAAAGAUUGUACAGUUUGCAGAUGUUUGAGGGCAGUGGCCUCCAGCUAGUUUUUAAUGUUCAAAACAGCACUUACUUUCACACUUGAUUUUACUAUUUUUUUUUCUUGUACAGGAAAUAAGAUAUUUUCAGAGUUUGUUGCCAUGGUAGGGGUUUUUUGUUUGUCUUUUUUUUUUUUUUUUUUUCUUCAAAAGCACUCUAAGCCUUUAAUUUGCCAUUUAGGUACAGAUGACCUAAAGAUAAAAAGAGUAAAUAUGUCAUGUGAAAUGUAGCAAGUACCAUCUACUGCUAGAAGUGAUACUUCUUGCAUUUCACAUGUUGAUUACUUUAAAAUAGUAGAUGUUACUUAUAAGAGUAUAGCAUGUUUCCUCCCCCCUAAAAACUGUUAAAGACAUAAUUUGAAAGGUUGUCCUAUAAUAUGUUGUGAUUGUGGUUUCUUUUUCUUUUUUCCUUUGUUUGCUGCCUUUCUGUGCCUUUGGGAAACUUUGCCAGACUGGUGUUUAUGAAACAGAAUUUAGAUUCAAUGUUUGGUAUAGUUACCUGAAGGGUAUUACUUCACCACUGUUUGUGUAAAUAACAUGUAACAAGGAUGCUGUACAUCUGUAAGUUUUAAUUGUUGUAUUGUAAGGGUAUCCCAAAAUCACUGACAAUUUAUCCGAUACUCAACUAUUGUAAACAGUGCCUUCUUGAUGGUUUCUUGCUGUUCUGAGGUAUGUGUGGAUGAUUGUCAAGCUUGUGCCAUAUGUAACAUCCCAUGUUUUGUGAAGGCUUUUUUUUUUGAAAACUAACUUUCCUGCUUAGUCAGAUUCUCUCUCGCCUAAAAAAACAACAAACAAACUCUUAACGUGUUCCUUCCCUCUUCUGGCCGGCAAGCCGUGACUGUAGACCUUUUCGCAUCUUUUGGUGUUUGAUACAAUUAAGCUGCAAGUUUGUUUGUGGUAUUACAGAAAUGGCUGUAACACAGUAACAUCACAGACAUAGCCUCCCACGUUUGUUCUUCACCUAAUUUCUAAAGAAAAGAAAAACUGGAAGAAGUGGAUAUUUCUUAGGGUGUGUAGUGCACAGCUACACCUACAUCUUGUGUAAAUUUUCAGAUAUUCAGAUCUGUGACCACAGUACCAAACGCCUGUGUUUGACUAAGUGGGAAAAGCAGUUUUUAAAGGACAGAGCCUGUCGUUAUUUAUUUGUUUCUGCUCCGUUUCCUUAGUUCCCGCGCUGUUCGUAGCUCCGGCCUGGCCCUUUCUCUUCCCUGUGUGUAACGGCCCCCGACCGUUGCUCGCGCUGUCCCUGCCCGGCCGUGCGGGCACCCAGGCGGCGCCCCUUCCCCUCCCCGGCGCGCGCCGCGCUGCCCGCGGCAGCCGCCCCAAUAAAGACGUGUCGCACCA
Molecule: messenger RNA, 7278 nt
Organism: Dromaius novaehollandiae (emu)
Lineage: Eukaryota; Metazoa; Chordata; Aves; Casuariiformes; Dromaiidae
Gene: OSBPL8
Product: oxysterol binding protein like 8
Exons: 26
Coding region: 278-3067 (929 amino acids)
Cellular component (GO): membrane; cytosol; intracellular membrane-bounded organelle
Molecular function (GO): cholesterol binding
Source: RefSeq, a predicted model, not a curated record